GAGAAUUUUUAGAUUGAUGACAGCUUACUUCAUUUUACCCAUAACAUGGGUACAACAGCUUACUUAUUGGUGUGGCUAUCUACAUUAGCAUUCACAGCCAUUGGUAAAGUUGGGUGCCUCGUUCCGCCAGUUUAUUUGGUUACCUCCCCUGAUGGAAAUGUGACAGUAGAGGAAGGCCAACCAAUCAAGUUGUCAUGUGAGGUCCACAACAGUGAUGGCACUGCUCAGCUACAGUGGGACUUACCUCCUAACUUCAAGCUCAGGGCUUCUGCAAUUACCUGGGAGGACAAACAAUCUAAUGUUAACAAGUUGACAAUAGAUGAAGCAAUGAUAGGAGAUUCAGGGAAAUUUGAUUGUCGCGUGGAAAACAUUGUGAAGAGCGUUUAUGUGACAGUAAAGGCUUCAGAGAUUCACGACAUAUUGUUGGACUCCACAAAUAUUCAUGACCGGGUACAUGUAGAAAUGGCCAUUGUUCCUCCUCGUCGUAAAAUCCAGAUUAUGGAGGGAGAAAGUGUGCGAGUCAACUGCAGUGUAAAUCUGUCUCGCCCUUAUCCUCAUGUGAUGAAGAACGCUCAACUCUCGUGGAUUACCAAGAAAAACAAGGUUCACCAGAAAAGGGUAGAUAACUCCACCAUCACCCUGAUAAUAGACAAUGCUAACAGUUCGGACGCUGGCUUCUAUACAUGCUGGUUCAACACCUCACAGGGUUCUACCCAGAAGCUGUUUUACAUCAGUGUUAAUGCCAAAUUCAGGUUGCAGGGUGAUAUAGCCCGGUUGCAGGGUGAUAUAGCUAGGUUACCGGCUGAUAUAGCCAGGUUGCAGGAUGAUAUAGCUAGGUUGCAGGGUGAUAUAGCCAGGUUGCAGGAUGAUAAAGCCAGGUUGCAGGAUGAUAUAGCCAGGUUGCAGGAUGAUAUAGCUAGGUUGCAGGGUGAUAUAGCCAGGUUGCAGGGUGAUAUAGCCAGGUUGCAGGAUGAUAUAGCUAGGUUGCACGAUGAUAUAGCCAGGUUGCAGGAUGAUAUAGCCAGGUUGCAGGGUGAUAUAGCUAGGUUGCAGGGUGACAUAGCCAGGUUGCAGGGUGACAUAGCCAGGUUGCAGGGUGACAUAGCCAGGUUGCAGGGUGAUAUAGCCAGGUUGCUGGGUGACAUAGCCAGGUUGCAGGGUGAUAUAGCCCGGUUGCUGGGUGACAUAGCCAGGUUGCAGGGUGAUAUAGCCAGGUAG
Molecule: messenger RNA, 1218 nt
Organism: Pecten maximus
Lineage: Eukaryota; Metazoa; Mollusca; Bivalvia; Pectinida; Pectinidae
Exons: 5
Coding region: 46-1218 (390 amino acids)
Source: RefSeq, a predicted model, not a curated record